Fusarium vanettenii 77-13-4 is the source of this 1713-nucleotide messenger RNA. RefSeq lists its product as uncharacterized. Gene Ontology annotation, biological process: biosynthetic process. The transcript has 4 exons. Lineage: Eukaryota; Fungi; Ascomycota; Sordariomycetes; Hypocreales; Nectriaceae. Gene Ontology annotation, molecular function: geranylgeranyl diphosphate synthase activity; intramolecular lyase activity. The annotation marks the transcript as partial. The record is from RefSeq and is a predicted model, not a curated record.
CUCAUCAGGCAUGUCAAGUACACAAUUCCCGUUGGAAUUUGUCUUGCUCUCGUUUAUAGGCCGCUACUAUCGCGAAUGGACAUUUACAAGAUUGGGUUUCUCAUAGCGGUAGGCAACACUCUCCACUAUCCGUGGGAUUCAUACCUCAUCAGGCAUAGGAUCUGGACAUAUCCUCCAGGCGCCAUCGUCGGCCCAACUCUCCGGGACAUUCCAGCAGAAGAAGUUUUCUUUUUCUUUAUCCAAACCUUCAAUACUUCACUACUGUACCUCAUUCUGACUAAAACUACGUUGCAUCCUAUCUAUCUAUCCAGAGGACGUAGUUUCCAUAAAAUCAUAGGUCAGGCCAUACUUGUGGUUGCAAUUCUAUACAGCCUAGCAGCAGUUCACAAUGGAGGAGAACGCACCUACCUGGGCCUCAUAUUGAUUUGGGCUUGCCCUUUCACCCUCUUACUAUGGAGUCUUGCUUCUGACUUCCUGGUCCACCUACCCUUGACCAGUACCGUGAUACCUAUUCUACUGCCAACCUUAUAUCUGUGGAUGGUUGAUACGUUUGCUCUACGUCGCGGAACAUGGAGCAUAUCUUCUGGGACCAAGCAUGGCAUUGAAUUAUGGAGGGGACUGGAUAUUGAGGAAGCCAUCUUUUUUCUAUUGACAAACACCAUGAUUGUCUUCGGACAGGUGGCUUUCGACAAUUCGCUCGCCAUCCUAGACACGUUUCCUGAGAGAUUCAGAGACUACACUAGGCUUCCAAGUCCGCCUCUCCUCAUCCAAGCACUUCUCUUACCCAAAGCCAAGUACGACAGAGAACGCAUCACUGGGCUUGUCAACGCAACUACUCUUUUAAGUAAGAAAAGUCGGAGUUUCUACCUCGCCAGUGGAGCCUUCGAGGGUAAACUUCGAAUAGAUCUCAUCCGUCUCUACGCAUUCUGUAGGGCCGCCGAUGAUCUAGUCGACGAAGCGACAUCCACUGAAGAAGCGACAUUGUGGAUCGAGAGGCUAGAGCGAUUCUUACAGCUUGCGUCUGGCCAGAAAUCAUCAAAUUCCGAACUUGAUGACUAUGUCAGAGAAAGAUUCCCGGAACCAAUUCAGCAGGCAUUGCUACAGCUACCAACGGAUUAUCUUCCAAGCCAGCCCCUACACGAUCUGUUGAAAGGAUUUGAGACUGACUUGCUCUUUUCUACAAUCUACCCAAUAGCAACUACGGAAGAUCUGGACUUGUACGCAAGCCAUGUGGCAGGAACAGUUGCAGAACUUUGCAAUUGCCUCAUACUUUGGCACUAUUCCUCCUCUUCAUCGGAAGAGUCACGGAGCCGCAUUCUGAAUGGGGGCGUGCAAAUGGGGAUCGCUCUCCAAUACGUCAAUAUGGCACGAGACAUUGCAGUGGACGCCGGCAUGGGCCGAGUCUACAUUCCAAGUUCAUGGUUGCAAGAAUCGAACUUAGAGGCUCGAGAUAUGGUUCAAAACCCAUCCGGUCCUACCGUCGACAGUUUACGUCAAAGGCUCCUUGAUCGUGCCUUUGCGAAAUAUGAACUGGCUCGUGGGGCUAUCGAUGAGCUUCCUCCUGAGGUGAGAGGGCCGAUCCGAGUUGCCGUGGAAAGCUACAUGGAGAUUGGGCGAGUGUUGAGAGAAUCGGGUUAUUCCGUUCGGGAUGGGAAAGCCACUGUUCCCUUGUGGAGGAGGAUCAAGGUUGCAUGGUCAGCGUUGAACCAGUAG